CAGCAGCAGCAGCAGCAGCGCCUGGUCCUUCCUCCUCUCUCUGGCUUUGGCGCCAUGAAGAUGCACUUCAGCAUCCCUCUCUCUGAGGAGCUCCUGGAGAAGUUUGGCGGGCGCUUUGUGCUGUAUUCUGUGUAUCUGGAAGGCUUCCUUUUCUGCAAGGUUCGUUACAGUCAACUGCACCGCUGGAAUGAACAGUUAAGGCGUGUCUUCGGACGAGGAGUGCCUUCCUUUCCUCCCAAAUUCUACCUUGCAAUGACAAAGUCAAUGGCUGAUGAAAGGAGAGCUCAGCUAGAACAAUAUCUACAGAAUGUGUCAAUUGAUUCAAGUAUCACAAACAGUGAUGUCUUUAUCAGUUUCUUUAGGAAAUUGCAGCAGGAUACUUUUAAAAUCCAAACCCAACAAGCCUUUCUGGAUAUUUAUCUUGCUGAUGGAAGAUAUCUCAGAAUUGAUAUUCAGACAUCAGAUACUGCUGAAAGGGUGCUAGAGGUUGUAUCAUACAAGAUUGAGCUUUCAAGAGAACUACUAGGUUAUUUCAGCUUAUUUCUUAUUCAAGAUCACAAUGAUGGAAAGCUAUCUGUACUGAAAAAACUGGCAGAAUUUGAACUCCCGUAUGUGAGUCUUCGCAGUAUGAAGGAAUCAUCUUGUAAAAUUGGGAUCAGAAAAGGUUGCACAAAUGCAGUCCCCAGGGCAGCCAGUCAUUUUGCAAGCACAUGCAGUCCUUCUCUCAUUUCUGACAUGGGGAAUAUGGAGCUAAUUGAGUGUUGUUUAGUGGGUGAACUCAAGGCCAUUGUGCCUAUUAUGCGGUUGGUUCCCUUGCCAUCUUCCUACAUUGUGUCAUAUAUAACCCACUGUUCUCCGCCAGUUUCUCUUUCUCUUGCACAGUUCUUAGAGGUGGUUCAGGAGGUCCAGCAUUAUGGAUAUAUACAGCUUGAUCCUUGCUCUUGUGACUACCCUGAAGUAGGCUGUACUGCUGCUAUUCAUGUUGGAAAUAAUGAGAUUAGCUGCUGCAUAAAGUUGCCUAGUAACCAGAUCAAAGAGGUCAGCUUCAAGAUCAACCGGGUGAGGUGCUGGCAGGUCACAUUUCUAGGAUCUGUUACAGGUCAAGGACUUGACCAGUUUUUGGAACUCAGGUUUGAAUACAAUGAUUCUGAUACAUGGAAAUGGAUUGUCUUUAAUACAAAACAGGCAUUUCUACUAAGCAGUUGCUUAAAAAAGAUAAUAUCGGAGCAGCUGAUGACAACAACCAAAAGUGAUCAAGAAAUGCAGAUUGAACUUCCUGAACCAGAUAAAGCAAAGAAGGCAAGCAUCCAUCCAAGUCAGAUAUUUCAUUCUGGUUUUAAGCCACGAAAAAAGAUACCAACUAGUAGAUCAAGCGAAGAUGACUGUGUGUUUGAGAAGAUAAGUGAAGAGGAUUUGUGAUCUUCAGCUGCUGCUUUUGGAUAAUUUUUUUAAAAAGGAACAACCAACAAUUAGUGCAGUUGUCCUCCAAUGGCAAUUUACAUUUUCUGUCUCUUGGUUGGAUAGAACAUCUUGAUAUUUUAAAAACAUCAGUAAAUCAUGCCUGGGAGAGCCAUAAUUUCCAGCAAUUGGAAAGAAAUCUGUAAAUAUUUUUGCACAUAUACUUGGUUUUACUUUAAUUUUUAAACAUGUACAGGAAUUUAAAAACGGAAAAUAGCUUUUUGUUUGCUGCAAGUGUUGAAAAAAAUGUGGCAUUAUGUGGUUAAUCACUGGAAUGUCAACCACUGUUCUGUUUCAAGGGGUACAAUCUUUCCCUGCCGCUUUUCAAUCCAAUGGUAAGUUAAGCCAUGCACUGAAUGUUGGCAGGAUCUCUCUGUGUACAGUAGUACAUGAUGCAAUCUCGUCGUGAUCUCCCAAGUCAAACAGGCAGAAUUUACUUGUAGGACUUUUUCUGCAGUUCUUUUGGUCCCUCCAAGAUCUGUUGCAUGAAAAUGUUCAUUUAAUGUGUUUGACUCUCUUCUUCCCGCAUCCUUCCUCCCCUACUUUGCACUGGUUGCUGGAAUGCAUCGCCCUCAGGACUGUCGGUCCCCUCCUUUAACUGUUCCAAUACAAUACAGUCUCUGUUUGUUUUUUAAACCUAUUACAUUUUGUAUAAGGAAUUUUUAAAAAAAUAAUUAUGCAGGAUGUGGGGGGUAACUUGUAGCAAAAACCUACCAGUAUGCUAAAUAUAAGCACUG
This is a messenger RNA of Sceloporus undulatus (fence lizard), 2195 nucleotides long. It is a transcript of the gene SNX31, whose product is annotated as sorting nexin 31. Gene Ontology annotation, cellular component: early endosome. NCBI's taxonomy places the organism in Eukaryota, Metazoa, Chordata, Lepidosauria, Squamata, Phrynosomatidae. The record is from RefSeq and is a predicted model, not a curated record. The transcript is spliced from 13 exons. Gene Ontology annotation, molecular function: phosphatidylinositol binding. Gene Ontology annotation, biological process: intracellular protein transport. The coding region runs from base 55 to 1419 and encodes 454 amino acids.